Acanthochromis polyacanthus (spiny chromis) is the source of this 3986-nucleotide messenger RNA. It is a transcript of the gene gpr31, whose product is annotated as G protein-coupled receptor 31. Gene Ontology annotation, cellular component: membrane. Gene Ontology annotation, molecular function: G protein-coupled receptor activity. NCBI's taxonomy places the organism in Eukaryota, Metazoa, Chordata, Actinopteri, Pomacentridae. Gene Ontology annotation, biological process: G protein-coupled receptor signaling pathway. Bases 159 to 1190 code for a protein of 343 amino acids. The record is from RefSeq and is a predicted model, not a curated record. The transcript has 3 exons.
AGAUUGCUUCCAGACCUGAUACUGACUCUAAAAAAGAAACAGAACUUUGGAAGGCAGAAAGGAAGAGCCGAAAGAAGGAUUAAAACUAAAGGCACUCACAAAACUUGCUCGGCAGCAUUUUUCGGUUUUGUCCAGCUUGUUCGCUCAUUCCCUGGCAAAUGUCUGUGACUGUUCAAAUGGCAAAUAUCAGUGGAUCCUCAUCCCCUUACACCCUCAUUGAAGACUGUGAAGCCACACACAAGGCACUGUAUAAGUUCUAUGCGGCUGUCAUGAUUGUGAUUUUUAUCUUGGCUUUGCCUCUGAACGCAUCGGUCCUCCACCUCUUCAUAUUCAAGCUCAAGUUCUGGAAAUCCAACACCAACAAUGUCUUCCUCUUCAACCUGGUGCUGGCUGACAUUCUCCUGCUCUUCUGUUUGCCAAUAAAGGCAUAUAACUUCAUCCACGGAGAGAGGAGGAGUACGCAUGAGACCGUCUGCAAAGCUAUGCUCUUCAUGUUGUUUUUAAACCGCGGCGCCAGCAUCGCAUUCCUAACAGUGACUUCCAUUGAUCGAUACUUUAACGUGGUGCACCCUGGUCGAAAGAAUCUCCUUAAAGCGCUCAAGAAAUCUCCUCAGAUCUCUAUCCUUAUCUGGCUGCUACUUCUGCCUCUCACCAUCCCCACCAUGCUCCAGAACUUCGAUUGCUGCAACAGCCACAAAAGUGACGCAAAAAACGAUACAUUAAUCAAGGAUGUGGUGGACAGCAUGAGAGAGGCGGUCUUCUUCACUCAGAUCCUCAUCCCCUUCGUCAUCCUGGUCUAUUGCACGGUGCACAUCGUCAACCGGCUCAGGAAGAAAACAGUCGGCGACAAAACCAAGCUGAAGAGGGCGGUGUUUCUGGUGAUGUCCGUUAUGGUGGUCUUCUCCUUUUGCUUCCUCCCCUGCACCAUAGCCAGGAUGGUUCUGCUGAUCGUCCGGGUUCAGGAAUUGAGUGAACCCAUCCAGGAUAAAGCUGCUGUGGCGUUUGACGGCCUCAUGGUCCUCUCCUAUAUGGACUGUCUACUGGAUCCACUGGUCUACUGCUUCUGUAGCACCAAGUUUAAAGGGCUUUAUCUCUCCAACUACUUCCCGUUUUUAGUAAAAGACGGUGAUCUGCCGUUAGAGAGCUCAACAGGAAACACAACACAGCCUUCACGCAAUAAAGUAAUUUGAAGUUAAUGUAAACUAAGGAUGGGUAGCUGCUGUACAGAGUGUAGGCUUUCUCUGUAGGGACACCUGUUGAAACCAACAGGAGACUGACUGUGCAGAAGAAAUGUACUGACUUCAUGAAAGAGGACUCUGAAGGUAAAGUGUGCUAUGAAGAUGAGGCAUAUGAUCAUUAUUUAACUUGCUAUUCUCUAAAUAUUCCUCAAACAAACAGAAGUACAAAUUAUAAAUAGCAGGGGCCGUUAGGGUCUUUGGUGUCAUGAGUUUUUAGUAUCAUGAGCUGGCAAAAUGAAUAUCAUGUGUUUUUCAGUCCAGUGGAUCUCACACAAUAGUGGCCUGAGGGGUGAAAUUGAAAACAGAAUCUAUUAGGGGAAAUGCCUCCCAGCUAAAGUAUUCCCAUCUGUUUUUCAGUUUGUCUUGGACAGUGAACCAUAGAAACAUUCUGUUCAAGAACAAGAAUCUUAUCUGUACUAUGAAAUCAUACCAAUCUCAUACAGCCUUGGUCUAAGCCUUUUACUGUCAAGCAAACAUUGAUGUUUAGUGCCAUCACUUAAGACUAAGACAAUUUAGAAAAUAAUAUAACCCUGGCACAUGAAAAAUGUCCUAUCAAAAACGUUUUCAUAAAAAAAAAAUCCAGACUAAGGGGACCUCCAACAAUCUGGGAUAUUAAUUGUACGCAUGCAUGUAUGUAUGUUUGUAUGUAGCUGACCCUAAAACUGUCUGUCCCUUAUUACAUAAGACUUCACGUCCCUCUCCUGUCACUGAUUUAACUCCUAGAAACUCAUCUCUGUGUGUCAAAGUUUCUUCCCCCAUGAAAAUAAUCCCCUUCCUGCUUUAAAGUGGACUACAUGAAACCCUACACUCUUCCUUCCUCGAGAAUGAAACUCAGUCUACUACUCCAGCCUAAGCAAUGGCAAGUUGUGCUAUUGGAAUAAUUUGCCAUAUAUGUUUGAAACGAAAAAUCGACUCUGAAGUAGAAGAAUGACAUGGAGUCCCAACUUGCAAGUCGAUAAGAUCAGUCUCUUAAGUUUGCUAUGUAUGAAACUCUGGAAGUCUGAAUCCAUGUUUUUGAGAUUGUCAUCAGCACACUGCAGAUUCAAGGUGGAAAUAUUCAGCCAUGGUGUCGAUUUCGUUUUUUGAUAAUGAUAAGUCUUCUAGCAUAUAAAAACAUCACAUAUUCAAGUUAACAAGGUCAAAAAAAACCUUGAUUUUCCACCAGAAGACACUGGUUACUAAAGCUGAUUUAAUAUUGUGUUGUAGAACUGUUCAUACUGUAUAUAUAGAAGUACGGGGGUAAUUGCUAUGUAACUGCUUUCUGUCCAGAAUAAGUUCUUGUAAAUAGAUUUAUGAAAAGGUUACAGUAAACGGUCCCUCAUUAUGUCAGGUGCACCAGCCAUUAAUUGAGUACGCAAAGUCACAUCCCUCAAAGUGUCAAAUUCCCCUGAAUAACAGUAUAAAUCAUGAGUCAUAGCUUCAACCAGACUGAACUAUACUUCAUCCAGAAUUACUCACACAAAGUUCACUGUACCUGUAUAAGUCACUGGGAUGACUUCAGUCAUUCUAAGGAAUCAUCAAUGGAAAUUAUGCACUGAGUGAGGUUAUGUCUGCUUUACACUGUCUGACUAUAAAUAGACUCACUUUAGUAAUCAAUGAGCUGGAGUCUGGUGAGUCUACAUUGCAUUUCAUCUAAUAAUGACAUCUUUGUUGUGUUUAAAGAUUAAUCAAUGUGAGUCACCAACAACAUCACUGAUUUCUAUUUCCAAUGACGUUGUUUGAAAAGGUGAAAGAUUGUAAUGUUAUACUGACACACUGUGGAAUAUUCAAAAACUUUCUUGUACGGUAAUAUAAUUUUUUUAAAAUAAAAAAGUAUUAAUAACUAUAACACAUGGAUAUUUGUGGAUUUAAGAUAGUUUGAGAAAUCAAGAGACACUUUUGAUCUCAGGGUCACAAACAAGAGGAAUUCUACACAUGCAUAACUUCAUUAUCAUUCAACAGGCAUCGAUAUUUAGACCUGCAAAUGUCCCAGUUGCACACCUGACAACAUGUAACUCAAAGCGCGUGAAAACACGGAAAAUAUUUACCAAGUAAAGGGGCACACAUGGCCUGCGGUUAUAAAAAGUACAACCUUAAAUAAUACAGUGUUAAAGUUUGACAAACACAAUAUCAACAUCAUGCAGGGGUGUUUUUGUUUACUUUGUCAGAUAGUUGUGUAAAUUUGACCUAUGCAGUGAUGGAUUUUUAGUUUCACAGUAUUUAUCAUUUGUUUGUCCAUGACCCUGAUGAAUUCUGCUGUACAGCCAAUGAGCAUCAUUCUUUUUUAAUCUUAAUCCACAGAAAAAAAUAUAAAUUUGGCCACCAGUUCAUAUACAUACAUGUCAUAGGCACUAUUGCAGCUGUAUUGGCAUUAUUAAAUACUACAUCGUGUUACCGUUAAAAUAGGAACAAGUGCUGAUGAAAUUAUUAACGUUUUGAUUUAUUAUUGUAUCGCUGCUCAAAAGAUUUAUCAUUUCAGGCGUCUAUCACCCCAUGAAAUUGCUUGUGUAUGAUGGUAAACAUCAUCUGAGCAUGGUUCAAAUGAGUUAUCUAGUUUUGUUUUGUUGUAUUGUUGUAUCCCAAUAAAUGUUUUAUUUCCCACAAGACACGAUAACAAUUCAACUAAAGUUGUAUUAGAGCCACACAAGUUGAAAUUGUCAUUAAUAUGUUCUUCAGGUGGCGUUAUGUAAAUGUUUACCAUUACUUUUGUGUGUUUUUACUACUGCAACAGCAUGUGAAAGUGUAAAUAUAUUUUCAUCGUUGACUACA